AUUUUUCUUGGCCCAUUGGGCCCGUGGGCCUGAAAAUGGUUCAUGACCGCCGCAGCGGAGAAAACUCGACUGAAGUCGGCGAACGCCGUCUCCGAGCCGGGAACGUUGAAGAUAGGAUAUUAUCUCUCUCUCUCUCUCUCUCUCCCGCCGCGUAGCAGAGCAAGAGCCUUUUUCAGUGAAUCAGAAUAACCGGCAGAGCAGAUUGGGAGUAGCUGAAACCCUAGAUUAUCUAAAUUAUUAUCUCCGUUCUUCGAGAUAAGGGGGAAAUGGGGAAGAAACAGCACAGCAAAGAUCGGAUGUUCAUCACCAAAACGGAGUGGGCCACCGAAUGGGGCGGUGCCAAAUCCAAAGAAGUUCCCACCCCUUUCAAACGCCUCCCCUUCUACUGCUGCGCUCUGACGUUCACGCCGUUCGAGGUCCCUGUGUGCACAAGCGAUGGCAGCGUGUUUGACCUAAUGAACAUAAUACCGUACAUCAGAAAGUUUGGGAAGCAUCCUGUUACAGGAGUUCCGCUGAAACAGGAGGAUCUUAUUCCACUUAAUUUCCACAAGAAUUCAGAAGGAGAGUAUCAAUGCCCAGUGUUGAACAAAGUUUUUACUGAAUUUACGCAUAUAGUUUCUGUGAGGACUACAGGAAAUGUGUUCUGCUAUGAGGCUAUCAAAGAAUUAAACCUAAAAACAAAGAACUGGAAGGAGCUCCUCACUGAUGAACCCUUCACAAGGGAAGACCUUAUCACAAUUCAGAAUCCCAAUGCACUUGACGGUAAAGUUCUUCUGGAUUUCGAUCAUGUUAAAAAUAGUUUGAAGCUUGAUGAUGAAGAACUCAAAAGAAUGAGUUCAGAUCCAACCUAUAACAUAAAUGUUUCUGGAGACAUCAAGCAGAUGCUGGAGGAGCUUGGAACUGAGAAAGGUCGGCAAACUGCCUUGCAUGGGGGAGGUGGAAACAAGGCUCAAAGUGAACGAGCAGCUGCACUUGCUGCCAUUUUAGCUGCAAGAUCACGUAUCAAAGAAGAUUCAAAAUCAGAUUUGAAUGGAGAAGUUAAUGCCAAGCAGGUUUACAGUAUUGUAGAUGCCGCAUCUGCUUCCGUACACGGAAGAAGUGCUGCUGCAGCCAAAUCUGCUUCAACUGAUAAAACUGCUGCUCGGAUAGCCUUGCAUAUGGCUGGUGAGAGGGCUCCUGUUAAUGCGAAGCUGGUUAAGAGCCGUUUUACCACUGGUGCUGCUUCCCGAUCCUUCACUUCUACCUCUUUUGAUCCUGUUACUAAAAAUGAAUAUGAAUACGUCAAGGUUGAGAAAAAUCCCAAGAAGAAAGGCUAUGUUCAGCUCCACACAACACAUGGUGAUUUGAACAUUGAGCUGCAUUGUGAUAUAACUCCAAGGGCAUGUGAGAAUUUCAUCACUCUUUGUGAACGUGGCUAUUAUAAUGGAAUAGCUUUUCAUAGAAACAUACGGAAUUUUAUGAUUCAAGGUGGUGAUCCCACUGGCACUGGCAGAGGGGGUGAGUCUAUAUGGGGAAAGCCUUUCAAGGAUGAACUGAAUUCUAAGUUGCUUCAUUCUGGAAGGGGUGUUGUCAGUAUGGCAAACAGUGGUCCACACACAAAUGGUUCCCAAUUUUUCAUUCUCUACAAGUCUGCAAACCAUUUAAACUUUAAGCAUACCAUUUUCGGUAUGGUUGUUGGUGGUUUGACUGCACUCUCAGCAAUGGAAAAGGUUCCUGUCGACGACAAUGAUCGACCACUGGAAGAGAUCAAGAUUACCAGUGUUACAGUAUUUGUCAAUCCUUAUGCAGAAUCAGAUGAAGAAGAUGAAGAAAAGGCCAAAAAUGAGAAAAAAUCUGAGGACAAAGAUAAUGAUAAGGUUGGGUCAUGGUAUAGCAAUCCAGGUACAGGAACAAAAGAGUCUGUAGCUGUGGGUGGUGGUGUUGGAAAGUACUUGAAAGCAAGGAAUGUUCAAGCUGAAUCAGUUGCAGAUGAUACUAAUCUGCAGGCAAUUUCUGUGCCUAAGAAAAGGAAGUUGGGUGUUUCAACAGCAGAGUUUAAGGACUUUUCUACCUGGUGACAUUACUCCAACAUGUUGUGCCAUAAAAAUGUAAAAUUUAUGCGAAGGCAGUCUAAGCCAGCAUUAAUUCUCUCAUUGGAGAGAGAGAGAGAGAGAGUUGGAACUGGAUCAUCACGGUCUUAAUUUCCAGACUAGAUUAUAUAAUGAGAUGUAUUGCAUCAGAAAUGGCUUUAGAAAUUGCUGUUGUAAAACCCUUGACCUUGUAGUUUCUACAGCCAUUUUUCUAUCUUCAUUUUUUUUUUAAAGCUGUAUAGUGAGAUUGUAUUGAAUCUGAAAUGGUUUUAGUAAUUUAGUACCCAAUUUUGUUCA
Molecule: messenger RNA, 2366 nt
Organism: Malania oleifera
Lineage: Eukaryota; Viridiplantae; Streptophyta; Magnoliopsida; Santalales; Ximeniaceae
Product: peptidyl-prolyl cis-trans isomerase CYP65
Exons: 11
Coding region: 267-2057 (596 amino acids)
Biological process (GO): protein peptidyl-prolyl isomerization; protein polyubiquitination
Cellular component (GO): catalytic step 2 spliceosome
Molecular function (GO): ubiquitin-ubiquitin ligase activity; peptidyl-prolyl cis-trans isomerase activity
Source: RefSeq, a predicted model, not a curated record